Molecule: messenger RNA, 327 nt
Organism: Scutellospora calospora
Lineage: Eukaryota; Fungi; Glomeromycota; Glomeromycetes; Diversisporales; Gigasporaceae
Source: the annotation of a GenBank genome assembly
UUCAACAAUUUACUGAAUUUUCUCCAUAUCGAACUGAAGAAGGUUUUGAGAUACCUCAGUUGGAAGUUAAGGUAUUUGUUAAUGUCGUCACUAUAGAAGAUAUUAAAGUGUGCUAUCGUCGUAUUCAAGAAAAAACAGUUACAAAAUACAUGCAAUUAUUUUAUGAUGGUCAUUCUUCAGCAACUGCUUUGCAUACUUAUGAAGAUGAACUUCAUGUUUCUAUUUCAUCAAGUAAAGACCUUAUUAAAGCUCUUGCUGAUCGUUCUGUUAAUCCAGACUAUGAUUAUGUUAAAAACCUUUUUACUCGUUAUCGUAAUUCUCAACUUG